Molecule: messenger RNA, 1687 nt
Organism: Cydia splendana
Lineage: Eukaryota; Metazoa; Arthropoda; Insecta; Lepidoptera; Tortricidae
Product: proton-coupled amino acid transporter-like protein CG1139
Exons: 9
Coding region: 15-1481 (488 amino acids)
Biological process (GO): amino acid transmembrane transport
Molecular function (GO): L-amino acid transmembrane transporter activity
Source: RefSeq, a predicted model, not a curated record
AAAUAUCCACCCCGAUGAGUGUUCAUGUAAAUACGAGUGUUAAGUUUGCUACUCAUUUGGAGCAAAACCAUUCGACAAAUUGGCUACAUGAAAGCGCCGCGUGCGUAAUGGAGGAGAAGACAGAAACCGUACAUUUGCAGCCGAUAGCCGAGCCAACCAAAGAUGGCGUUCCCGCCAGUUUUGCCGACGACGACGACUAUGAUCCGCACGAGCACCGACAAGUGAACAGGCCCACGAAUGACUUCGAGACGCUAGUUCACCUGCUGAAAUGCAGCUUGGGCACGGGCAUCCUCGCCAUGCCGCAGGCGUUCGCGCGCUCCGGCCUCGUCACCGGCAUCAUCUCCACCGUCAUCGUCGGCGCGCUCUGCACUUACUGUUUACAUGUUCUGGUGCGUUCCCAGUACGAGCUGUGCAAGCGGCUGCGGGUGCCGCUGCUGACGUACCCGGAGUCUAUGGCGGCGGCGCUGUCGCGCGGGCCGCCCGUUCUGCGCGUGCUGGCGCGCCCCUCGGCGCUCGCUGUCGACAUAUUCCUCGUUGUCUACCAGCUUGGAAUCUGCUGCGUCUAUAUUGUCUUCAUUGCGGAAAAUAUUAAAGCGAUGGUCGAUGAUUACUAUGUGAUGGACGUGAAACUCCACAUGGUUAUUAUCCUGGGACCGCUGAUCGCAUUCAACUGUAUCCCCAAUUUGAAAAUUCUGGCGCCAUUCUCAACACUCGCAAAUCUAAUCACUUUCGUCGGCCUCGGUAUUGUGCUGUACUUUUUACUGGGGACCGAGAAGAAAUCACAAACGCCUUUGGACCUCUGGGGCUCCUUUAAGACAUACCCUUUGUUUUUCGGGACUAUUCUGUUUGCGCUUACUGCUGUGGGGGUUGUGAUCGCAUUGGAGAACAACAUGAAGACGCCCAAGUCUUUCGGGAAGCCGUUUGGCGUGCUCAACGUGGGCAUGACGUUUAUCGUGCUGCUUUACAUCGCCGUCGGCGCCAUCGGCUACGUGUUCUGCGUUGAGAAGUGCAGCGACUCCGUCACGCUCGAUCUCCCUCAGAACUCAUGGGUUGCGACGAGCGUGAAAGCGAUGUUCUCGGUGGCCAUUUUCAUUAGCUACGGGCUGCAGUGUUACGUGCCAGUGGACGUGGUGUGGAGCGGCUACCUACGCCCGCGGCUUCUCCAGUCGCACGCAUCGCAGCCCAAACUUGUCGCGUCGGAAUACGCCCUCCGGAUCGCACUGUGCCUUCUCACGUUCGUGUUCGCGGUGUCAAUCCCCCGACUCGGGUUGUUCAUCUCGCUGUUCGGUGCGCUGUGUUUGUCGGCGCUGGGCAUCUGCUUCCCGGCGCUGAUGGAAAUGUGCUUGUCGUGGGCGGACGCGGGCGCGACAGGCGACGGUCGCCUUCGUCGCCUCAAAGAUUGGCUGCUGUUCAUCUUCGGCAUCAUUGGCCUGGUCGUCGGCACCGCCACGGCGCUUCUCGCCAUUGUGGAAUCAUUCUAGACCCCGCCCGCACAGGCAAACUUAGAAAGUGCCUAUGCUUGCAUUUGCCAGAACACACACUUGUGCAAAUAGUGACACUGCUGACAGCUAGCUUUUGUUGUAGAUACCGUAGGAUUAAGAUACGUUAUAAUUAUUAUGUAAGUAUAGCAAUAAUUACUGUGAUUCACCAGAUUACUGAUAUCUAUAAUGUUGGCAAAGAUAUUAUG